GAGGGAUUCAAAGAUUUGCGCGCAGUAGAUUCGAGAAAGGUUUGGAGGAGGGUUUUCAAACUUUGUGGAUAUAGAAACACCUUGCAUUUUUUUCUCUGUGGAUGUAUUGAACGUGUCUCCUGUUAUCAAGGUGCGUAACACUACUGGGGGGGAAAUGUCCGACUUCCACAACCAGAGCCGAACCAGCGCGCGACGCAGCGACUACGUGUGGCAGUAUGAAUAUUACGACGACGACGAGCCUGUGUCCUUUGAGGGGCUGAAAGCGCACAAAUACUCCAUCGUCAUCGGCUUCUGGGUCGGACUUGCUGUGUUCGUCAUUUUCAUGUUCUUUGUCCUCACGCUGCUCACAAAGACGGGCGCGCCGCAUCAAGAAAAUCCAGACUCGGCUGAAAAGCGCCAUCGACCGGGAAGCUGCCUGGUCGACAUUGACGGUCAUCAAGACGAGAACGACAAAGCCUUUUCUCGCCCAUUGCUCGCAGGCCCCCGUUCAUAUUUUAAUUUCUACAUCAAUGAGGAAGAUCAAGCUCAGGCGAAGAAAAAUACCGAGGACGACAGGACUGAAAGGAGCACGGGGACACGACGCCAGCAGGGGAUCUACGACGGGACCGGGGGGAUCAAUGGGAUGAGUGGACCGAUGGAGGAGGACCUGGAGGAAGCUGAAGUGCAACAGCCGCUCGGUGGACUUAUGGACGACAGCAAGAUGGACAGAGAGUGUGCCUUUCUCUCUCACUUCAACAUCCCCAACUUUGUGAAUUUGGAUCACAGCUCCACACUUGGAGAGGAUGACUUGCUGUAUGAGCCGUCCGCCAUACUGGAGCGCCAGUCUCAGUCUCACAACGCCCACUGUGACAUCCGCUAGACGAAGGGCAUGAAUGGAGCGGGCUGUUGUACCAUCAUCACUCACGACUUUACAGAAAACUAUGCCCAACUGCUACAUGCCUUUGCCCCUAAAAAAAAAAAAAAAAAAAAAAAA
This is a messenger RNA of Salarias fasciatus (jewelled blenny), 973 nucleotides long. RefSeq names its product melanocortin-2 receptor accessory protein 2A. NCBI's taxonomy places the organism in Eukaryota, Metazoa, Chordata, Actinopteri, Blenniiformes, Blenniidae. Gene Ontology annotation, cellular component: endoplasmic reticulum; plasma membrane. Gene Ontology annotation, biological process: regulation of adenylate cyclase-activating G protein-coupled receptor signaling pathway; protein localization to plasma membrane. The coding region runs from base 155 to 859 and encodes 234 amino acids. Gene Ontology annotation, molecular function: type 5 melanocortin receptor binding; type 1 melanocortin receptor binding; type 3 melanocortin receptor binding. The transcript is spliced from 3 exons. The record is from RefSeq and is a predicted model, not a curated record.